UCGUCAAAUAUCAAAUAACAAAUGAAAAUGGCGACGGAUGGGUGUGAAGUAACUUCGGACGAGUUAAUUAAUUUUAAAUGUACACCUUGUGCUGAACUUAACAAAACAAAAGAAGCUGUAAAAUAUUGUGUACAAUGUCAAGGAUAUUGUUGUCAGACUUGUGUGGACACACAUCGUGUAUUUCCUGCUUUAAAAGGACAUACACUGGUGGAUAAGUUGAACUUAAAGUCACAAUUAGUAGCAACUGAACUUCCGGUUGUCCCUACAGAGAUAUGUAUUACCCAUGGGAUAAUAAUUCUGGACAUGUACUGUGAGAACCAUGACGUCGUUGGCUGUACAAGUUGUAUAACUCUUAACCACCGGAGUUGUUCAGACGUCCACCUUAUACCGGACAUUAUCGAUAACCUUCUCAGCAAAUCUGACAUAGGUAAAAUAGACCAGAAGCUACAAGAUGGCGAUGAAUGAAAUUAAAUCAAGUAGGGAAACGCUUAUUCAAAGGUUAAGUAAAUCUAAAACAGAAGCUGAAAACGAGAUAAGGAAUGUCCGAAUGGCGAUGGAAACGCUUCUAAAUUCUCUCGAGAAAGAAUCUUUAAAAGAAAUUGAAGAACAGUUCAGGCAGAUGAAGCUACAGUUAGAGGAGGAGAAAAAAGGAGCAGAAGAUGAAUUGGACAUUUUAAAACAAGCCGAGGAGGGUCUCGUGAAAGCAGAAGGGAACCGAGCCCAACAAUUUGUUUCCCUGAAAAGAGCUCAGAAUAUAAUUGCUCAAACCAAAGAAAUGUCUCGUUCACUACGAUUAACAAAUGAUGCAAAUAUAUUAUUCGCUCCCGAUUCAGCUAUACGUUAUUUCUUAUUAAAUCGUAAGACGCUUGGAUCAGUCAACCACGAUGUUGCCACACAGAUAAAACAAAGGAAAGCGUUGUAUACAAUUAAGGCAACUAGAGAACUUCAUAUCAAAAUGCAAAAUGAUGAGUCAUCCUGUUGGGUACAUGGUUCAUGUUUAACAGAAGACGGUGCCCUGCUUAUGGCUGACUUCAACAACGACACACUGAAACGAGCAAACAAUGUCAAAAAUCCAUUGCUGGAUCAGUGUAAGUUACCCGAUCACCCUUAUAGUGUAUGCUGCCUAAAUAAGCACGAAGCGGCCGUCACCUUGCUGAACAACACUGUUCAAUUUGUCUCCCUUGCAGAUAAGAUGACGCCUACACGUCAGAUAAAGCUGACCCAUUAUUGCUUUGGUAUCGCUUGCAAGGGAGAUAAAUUGUAUAUAACUGAUAACAUUAACUCACUCUAUAUACACGAUAUGACAGGAAACCUACUGAAGAAAGUCUUACAAAACAUUCCCGGGAGUCGGCAUAUUGCCUUCAGUGAUACUGGAAAUGAAACGUUUGUAGCAUGUCUGGGUAUAGGCCUUAUAACUAUUGAUGUGAAUGCAAAACAUACGAACACUUACACUGCUUCAGAUAUCUCAGAUUCAACAGGAAUUUGUUCAGAUGGAAGAGGCAAUCUAUUUGUGUGUGGAUUCAAUUCUAGUACUGUUGUCCAGAUUGGACAAGAUUUAAAUAAAAUUGGUGAAAUAGUGAAACGAUCAAAUGGACUGAAACAUCCUCAGUCGCUGUGCUUUGACCAUCGGACUUCAACUUUGAUCGUCACACAAUCACACCAAUCAAACAGCGACAUAGUGAAAUUAUUCGACUUACAAUAAGCAUCAUAUAAUUAUAAGUGGUUCACUCAAAGAUAUACAUUGUAUCUGAUAAAUUCGCUUUUGAAAAUCUAGUGUAAUUUGGAUUUGCUGCUUCAGUUACUAGCAGCUUUCAGAUCUAUAAAAAUAAUUAAUAUUAGAAGUUACAUAAUGCCCUAAAAGGAAAGAAUAUUAGUCAUAAGACAUUAUUUUGUAAAAAUAUAUUAAAAGUACACUAUUUUGUUUAUUCUUUUUUGUACAAUUCAGUAAAUCGGAUUCUGAAGAGUGUGUAGAUUAAUAUUAUUGAAAUCAUCACAGUCACCCAGAUAGUUUGAUAAACUAAUAAACCUGGAAAUUUUAACUGUAGGUGUUUGGAUUGUAAUUUUUGAAUUAGCCUACUAGUUUAGGAUAUCUGGUACAUUUGUAAUCCUAAUUUUUCAUACUGUUUGAUGCUACCACGUGUCCGAAAGAAAAAAUAUACUGUGUUAAGUUUCAUUUGAUAGGGCUUCUUACCUGCUCUGAAAGAAAUUUUCAAGAAUAAGAAGGUCGGAAAUAUUUCAUAGAUUAUAUUGUUUAAAAGUUCAAUGUACAUACGCUUUGCCUUGUAUGCUGCCCAUUGUCUAUGGAAAACUACAUUGAAAAAAAAUAUUACAAAACUAAAUUUAUUUUAAAUAACUUCAAACUUUUGAAACUGAAGAUGAAAGCAGGACUGCCAAUAGAAUGAAAUACAGAGCUUCAUUUUAAACAAGAUUUACAUUAAACGCAUUACAUAGACGACAGUAUUGACACAAAACUAUUACACGCUCUGUAAAAUAAAGAUGGUUUUAUGUUCUCUGGAAGAUAGACAUAUUCCCGCCGUUUAUUAUAGUGUGAUG
Mercenaria mercenaria is the source of this 2553-nucleotide messenger RNA. RefSeq lists its product as uncharacterized. Bases 452 to 1702 code for a protein of 416 amino acids. Gene Ontology annotation, biological process: protein polyubiquitination; proteasome-mediated ubiquitin-dependent protein catabolic process. The record is from RefSeq and is a predicted model, not a curated record. NCBI's taxonomy places the organism in Eukaryota, Metazoa, Mollusca, Bivalvia, Venerida, Veneridae. The transcript has 2 exons. Gene Ontology annotation, molecular function: ubiquitin protein ligase activity.